CCUCGAAGUGCUGCUACAACCUCGCUACUUCUCGUCUCACAGAACAUGAGUUCUUCCUAAGGUCGGCGAGGAAGCGGUCUCUCUACUGAAGAUUUCUUAUAAGAGCAAAGACUUCUCUCAGUUAAGAUCUCUUCACUCCUCAUAUCACAGAAAGAACCAACAUCCACAACCCAAACAAACUUUAACAUGGUCAAAGUAGAAGCUACCGGAAACGCCCUCAAAGCUGCAGUUGCAGCUGUAUGUUGGGCCAGUAACCGGAUUGAUAUCUUUCGCACUGGAGAUCGUGCUUCUGAUUUGCAGCACAACUGGUGGGAUGGAUCUAAGUGGGAGAGUCAGGGCGGAAUUUUUACCUCGAAGCUUGAUAUCACAAGCUGGGGCAGUAACCGUCUUGAUUACUUCGGCUUGGGAACGAGUUCUGCUGCUUAUCAUAAUUGGUGGGAUGGAAACAAGUGGGGAGGGCACGAGUACCAAGCGGGCGUCUUCACUUCUCCCGUCAGCUCCGUCGCGUGGGGCCCGAACCGCCUUGACCUCUUUGGCCUCGGGACAGACUCUAGCAGCUAUCAUAAAUGGUGGGAUGGAAGUCGUUGGGCAGGAUGGGAAAAUUUGGGUGGAAUAUUCACCUCGCCCUUGGCUGUUGCAUCAUCCGGAGUCAAUCAAUUGGACGUAGUUGGACGUGGUACCGACAGUGCAUUAUGGCACAAUCUGUGGGACGGCCGUUCUUGGAGUGGCUGGAAAUCACUGGGAGGGAUCUUCAUAUCUGAGCCAAGCAUUGUUAGUUGGGGAUCUGGCAGAUACGAUGUUUUCGGCGUUGGGACGGAUGGAGCACUAUAUCAUAAGUACUUCACUGGAGGCUCUUGGUCUGGAGCUUGGGAGAAUCUCGGCGGUAUACUCAUCUCUGCACCAACCGCCGUGAGCUGGGGAGCAAACAGGCUUGAUAUUUUUGCGCUUGGAACCGAUGAUGCAGUUUGGCAUAAAUGGUGGAAUGGAGCCAGCUGGGGAGGAUGGGAGCGACUGGGCUAGUCUCAAAAUAGUCUUGAAGAUUCCCACAACCAACCCGGUAAAAGCGGGGUUGGCGGGGCGAGGGUGAAAUGACAGGCUUCUUGUCAAGAGGUAGAGCUUUUGAGGUUGUGUUCAUACUCUCCGUGUUCCCUCAGGAGCCGCAAUAGCAAAC
Cadophora gregata is the source of this 1171-nucleotide messenger RNA. RefSeq lists its product as uncharacterized. The record is from RefSeq and is a predicted model, not a curated record. NCBI's taxonomy places the organism in Eukaryota, Fungi, Ascomycota, Leotiomycetes, Helotiales, Ploettnerulaceae. Bases 187 to 1020 code for a protein of 277 amino acids. The transcript has 7 exons.